Molecule: messenger RNA, 1890 nt
Organism: Aspergillus terreus NIH2624
Lineage: Eukaryota; Fungi; Ascomycota; Eurotiomycetes; Eurotiales; Aspergillaceae
Product: sugar porter family MFS transporter
Exons: 4
Coding region: 1-1890 (629 amino acids)
Biological process (GO): transmembrane transport
Cellular component (GO): membrane
Molecular function (GO): myo-inositol:proton symporter activity
Source: RefSeq, a predicted model, not a curated record
AUGUCUAAAGAAGACAGCAGCCCCAAUGAAAAGAUCGACAGUGAGAAUGGGUCCCCGGGCACCUACGAACAUGCGGAAGCCCCCAGACGGCGGAGCAGCAUCUAUGAUAUCGAAGGACGUCCGCCCAACCGGUUGAAUGCUGUCUUCGAGAACCCAUUGGCGGGCAUCCCGAAAGAUAAACUGUUUCAGGAUGUCGAUGCCUUCUGUUCAAAAUACAACUUGGACGAGUAUCGAGACACCUUCCGGAAGGGCGCCUUGGUGUCUCAGGAUCCCCACGCCGCCCAGAGCUUGCCGGAACUGGAGGUCUGGGAGAAAGAGGCACUCCAGCGUGAGCAUACUCACAAGUGGUCUCAGCCCUUUCCCCUCUACUUUAUGGCAACAAUGUGCUCUCUCGCAGCUGCUGUGCAGGGAAUGGAUGAGACGGUUAACAACGGAGCGCAGGCUAUCUAUCUCAAGCAACUAGGAAUAAAAGCCGAUCGCUUCUCGCCCCAGAUGCAAGACUAUAUCACAGGACUAGUUGUGGGCGCCCCCUACCUGGCCUGUGCCAUUCUGGGCUGUUGGCUCACUGAACCGAUGAACCGUUACUUUGCCCGGCGCGGAACAAUCUUCAUCUCGUGCUUUAUUGCAGCUGUCGCAUCUGUGUGGGAAGGUGUUUGCAACUCCUGGGUCAAUCUCUUCCUCGCCCGCUUCGUGCUAGGUCUGGGUAUCGGAUCCAAGUCUUCUACUGUACCGGUCUAUGCGGCGGAGUGUUCUCCAGCUCCUAUUCGUGGUGCCUUGGUCAUGAUGUGGCAAAUGUGGACGGCGUUUGGUAUCAUGCUAGGGAAUAUCAUGGGCGUGGCCUUUAUGGGCCUGUCCGAUGACCUCUCGUGGCGGUUGAUGCUCGGCUCGACGGUCGUCCUGCCUCUCAUUGUCUGCGCGCAGGUCUAUUUCUGCCCGGAAUCCCCCCGUUGGCUCAUCGAGCACAACAAGAUCGACAAGGCCUUCCGGGCAUUUCGCACACUGCGUCCGACUGACCUACAGGCGGCCCGUGAUCUCUACUAUGCAUAUGUCGGUGUCCAGCUAGAAAAAGAGGUCAACAAGGGAAAGAAUUUCUUUACCAUGUUCGUGGAGCUUUUUACCAUUCCGCGGAAUGCUCGGGCAACUUUGGCCAGCUGGAUUGUUAUGUUUUUGCAGCAGUUCUGUGGCGUCAACGUCAUUGCGUACUAUUCCACAACCAUCUUCACUGAGUCCGGCUACUCCAUUCAACAGGCCCUGCUAGUAUCCAUGGGGACCGGAAUCCUCAACUGGGUCUUCGCUCUUCCGGCUUUCUUCACCAUCGAUACCUGGGGUCGACGGAAUCUACUUCUCUUUACGUUCCCCUUCCUGGCGAUUUGUCUUUUCUGGUCCGGGUUCUCCUUCUGGAUCGAACCGGAUGUUCCAGACAGCAAGGCUCGAGUGGCGAUGGUGACAACAGGAAUGUAUCUGUUCGAAGUAUUCUAUUCCCCCGGUGAAGGUCCGGUACCAUUCACCUACUCGGCCGAAGCAUUCCCGUUGCAUGUACGUGAAGUCGGUAUGUCGUGGGCCACCGCCACCACGUGGUGCUUCAACUUCAUCCUCUCGUUUACUUGGCCCAUGCUACUCCGCGCAUUCAAGCCACAGGGAGCCUUUGGGUGGUAUGCCGCUUGGUGUAUCAUUGGCUGGUUCCUCGUACUGCUUUUUGUUCCUGAAACCAAGUCUCUCACCCUGGAAGAACUAGACCAGGUGUUUUCGGUUCCCACCCGGAAGCAUGCAGCAUAUCAGAUCAGGAAUGCCAUCUGGCACUUCCGCGUCUGGAUCCUCCGGCAGAAGCUGGAGCCUAUGCCUAAGCUGUACGAGGGAACUGAACACCUUGCUACUGAAUCCAAGUCAUGA